AAUAUAUACAAUAAUCUCAAGUCUCUCUUUCUCUCCUUCUCUUACAAUGAGUAACUUUGUUAAUAGCUUAUUGUAUGGAUUUACCAACAUCCUUUCUAUUGGUCCUGAGAUACCUAGAGACGGACAAGAAGAUUGUUGUUCAAAAGGUGAAGGAUGUUGUAAAGCUCAAUCUACUCCCGAAAAAGAACCAACUACUUCAGAACACAACUGCUCAUGUGAACAAAAAGAACCUGUUGUUAUUGAUCAUCUUAAAAUUAUUUUUUCAUCUCUGACUGGCACAGCAAAGUCAAUGGCUACUGAUCUUCAGGCUAAAAUUAAUAGUUCAUCGCUUACAGUGAAAAAAUUGGAAGUAUUAGACGUUACAGAAUAUGAUAAUGAUUAUUUACUGCAGGAAACGGCAGUAUGUAUAUUUAUUUUAUCAACUUACAAUGUAGAAGGACCUUUGGAUUGGUUUACUAAUUGGCUUCAUGAUCUUCGUUAUGACUUCCGAGUUGAUCGUGAUGCAUUGAAGAAAUUAAGAUAUGCAGUUUGUGGAUUGGGUGAUUCAGCUUAUGGAGAGGAAUUUAUUGUAGCAGCUGCCAAUAUUGAUAAAUGGCUAGGACGCUUAGGUGCUACUCGUAUUUAUCCUUUAGGUGAAUGUGAUAAAAAUGCAGAUCAAAAGGGGCAAUUUGAGGAUUGGGCAAAUGGAUUUAUUACUGAGCUCCAAGAUCAACAUACGUUGGAAUUUGCACCUGCUCAAGAUAUUGCAUUUCAAUCAGAAGAUGAAAAUGAAGACGAUAAUGAAGAAUCUUCAGAAACAACUCCUACUAUUGAUGAAGAAGGAUCUGGCGAUGAAAUGAUAGAUCUUGAAGAUAUGGGUAAAAUGGCAUCUAAAAUUAAAGCUGCUAAAGAACGUCGUGCUGAAGAAGAGCAAGAAUUUGAAAACAGUAAAGCAAACCCAAAACGAACUAUUGGCGAAACUACAGUCACUAAAACAGAGCCUCGUGCUAUGGUUUCACCUAUGAUUCAUAAAAACUUGACAAAGCAAGGCUAUAAAGUGGUUGGUACCCACUCUGGUGUCAAGAUCUGUCGUUGGACAAAAUCUGCCUUAAGAGGUCGCGGCUUUUGUUAUAAACGGGCAUUUUAUGGGAUCCAAAGCCAUCUUUGUAUGGAAACUACACCUUCCUUGGCCUGUGCUAAUAAAUGUGUCUUUUGUUGGAGACAUCAUACUAAUCCAGUCGGUACUACCUGGCGUUGGCAAGUGGAUGACCCUCAGUUUAUCUUGGAUGGCGCACUUGAAAAUCAUUACAAGAUGAUCAAGCAACUCAAAGGUGUACCUGGUGUCAAAGCAGACCGUUUCCAAGAGGCCUUUCGAGUACGUCAUUGUGCACUUUCGCUCGUUGGAGAACCCAUCUUCUAUCCUUAUAUCAAUGAGUUUGUUAACAAGUUACAUGAAAAGAACAUUUCUUCCUUCUUGGUAACCAAUGCUCAAUUCCCAGAUAAAAUUAGAGAUAUGGUCCCCGUCACACAGCUUUAUGUCAGUGUAGAUGCAGCAACCAAGGAUUCUCUUAAAAAGCUAGAUCGUCCCCUUUUUAGAGAUUUUUGGGAGCGUUUCUUGAACUGUUUAGAGCAAUUAUCACUUAAAGGGCAACGUACAGUCUAUCGUAUGACACUUGUGAAAGGAUAUAAUACAGCUGAGAUUGACGGUUAUAUUGAAUUAAUACAUCGUGGAAAGCCCUCAUUUAUUGAAGUCAAGGGUGUCACUUAUUGUGGUUAUAGUGGUGCAAGUGACUUGACAAUGGCUAAUGUUCCAUUUCAUGUAGAAGUGAUUGACUUUUGUCGACAGGUAGUUGCUCGUUUAGGUGGAGAGUAUGAGAUUGCAGCAGAGCAUGCACAUUCAUGUUCCAUCUUGAUUGCACGCAAGGAAUUCAAGAUUAAUGGAGAAUGGUAUACGCAUAUUGAUUAUGAUAAAUUCUUUGAGCUUGUAAAGAGCGGUAAGCCAUUUACGAGCAUGGAUUAUAUAGCCAAGACACCAGAAUGGGCUGUCUUUGGACAUGAAGCAGGAGGAUUUGAUCCAACUGAAACACGACAUUACCGAAAGAAUCGAAAGAUAGUUACACCACCUGUUAUUCCUACUACUACUACUACUACUGAUGUCGUCUUAUAAAAUUGAGACAACUUUAUGUACAAUAUACAUAUAUAUGAAAAUCAAUAAAAUAAAAAUAAUUUUAUUUAUUUAUUUAA
Molecule: messenger RNA, 2223 nt
Organism: Cokeromyces recurvatus
Lineage: Eukaryota; Fungi; Mucoromycota; Mucoromycetes; Mucorales; Mucoraceae
Exons: 2
Coding region: 47-2146 (699 amino acids)
Biological process (GO): wybutosine biosynthetic process
Molecular function (GO): catalytic activity; 4 iron, 4 sulfur cluster binding; FMN binding
Source: RefSeq, a predicted model, not a curated record